CGAAUUUAGCAAACUCAGACAAACUUUAGUAAACAACAGAUCAGAUACGAAAACUUCGCAUGUGCUCACGUACGCAUGCGCAGUACGAUAAUAACCUUUAACCUGGCAGUUCAAACCCAGCGAGGGAACCACAGGUAUCAUGCCUAUCUGUGUGGUCAUUGACCCUGGGACUCCGGUUCCCUCUCACCUCCAGAGGGUUCCCAUUCCACACCUGAGCCUCUCCUCUUCUGGUUCAGACACGUUUGUGAAGGCAAAAGUUGUUAAGAAAUUCCCUUUGGUGUCCACAGAGAGUGACUACAUUCUGAAGACUGUGAUUCAAGAGUAUGAGGAUCAGCAGAGCCUGCCUUCGGGAUUCACGUCGAUCAACGCCAUCCUGUUUGGACCUCUGGCCAGAGACUUCUCGCAGACGGUCGCCGAAGGGGACCUGCUGGUCAUGACAGGGUUCACAGUGGACAGGUCUCCCACCGUUAAAAAAGACGGAUUGCACCCUUGCAACCUGCAGCUGGCUGGCAGGGACGUCCACAUUUAUGUUUACCCUGCCUCCACCCUGGGUCCCCACCCAUCCGCCGUCUCAACCCCUCCACCCAUCACAGAGGCCGCGAAGCCCAAGUACACUUACGCGGCGCUGAAGGACCUGAAGGCCGGGAUGGUCGUCAACCUCUACGGCGUGGUGACCUUCUUCAAGCAGCCGUUCCGCACCAAGGGAACCGACUACUGCUUCACGCUGAAGAUAACGGACCAAUCGGACGCAAAGCUGGGCUGUUCCAUAUUCUGCGAGAAGCUGGAAGACCUCCCCCAGAUCUACAAGAUUGGCGACAUCAUCCGCCUCCACAGAGUCAAGAUGCAGCCCUUCAACGGGGCGGUGAACGCCAUCAACACGCUGGGCUUCUCCGUCCUGGCCUUCGACGGCUCCGUGGGCAGCCCCGUCGCCCCGCGCACGUCCAGCAGGUCCUUCCACUUCGGCGACGAGGACCGGCGGACGGUGGAGAGGCUGCGGGCCUGGGCCGCCCGCCGGUCGGCCCUCCCGCCCAAGUCCGCCGCCCCGCUGUCCUCGGUCCGUCCCAAGAUGUUCUUCGACUUCACCUGCCAGCUGCUGGCCAAGGCCCAGAUCGACUCCUGCUGCACCCUCCUGAAGGUUUGGGAUGGGACCGUAUGUGCUGACCCGUUGCUGAGCGUGCCUGUGGACUCAGGCGCCCUGGAGGGAAGCUUAGCCGUCACCCGGGGGAGGCGCAACCUGGUGGCCGACGUGCUCGUUUUCGACGAUCACGUGGAGGUGGCCCGGGGGUUAAAGCCUGGCUCCUACCUUCGCAUCUACAACCUUCACGCUGUACCACAGAGUGCAGAGAUGCCACCUGGGGACGGGGAGGGUGGAGCGAGCGAGGCAGGUGGGGCGAGCGAGGAGGGCGGGGCGGGCGGGGCGGGCGGGGGAGCCCCCCUGGCGUUCCACCUGCACUGUGGCACGGCGUACGGCCGGGGGAUCCGGGUCCUGCCCGAGGACAGUCCCGACCUGCAGGAGCUCAAGAGGAGACUGGAGUCAAUGGAAAAUGAUGUGAGUGAUUCCUCAUUAAUUGAGUGGUGCACCCCUCCAGAGUCCCUGGAUGCUGAACCAGAGAACUGUCUAACAGUGCGGACAUGUGACCACGAGCUGGAGUGUGUGACACUGGCCUGUGUGAAGAACAGCCCGCCUCCUCGAGUGUUCCAUGUGCGGGCGAGGCUGCGGUCCUACCAGCCUGAGAGGCUCUGCCAGGCCCUGAAGCUCCACUGCCCCAAGUGCAGAGCGCUACAGGACGUCCCAGAUGAGGAGACCAUAGCGAGCGUGUUUCAGGAGGCUUUGAGCGAGGCGGGGUGCUGCAGUGAGCCCUGGGCCUUCACGGGGCACCUGGACACCUCCGACCCGGGACGAAGGAUCAGCGUGCGCUGGUGCAGGGGCAUGGAGAGGGGGCCCAAUCGGCUGGUCUUCGUGGAGGGGGCCACCUUCCAGGAGAUGUGUCAGAUGUUGGAGGAGCAGACGAGCAUGGUGCCUGUGAGGUCAUCGGACGGGAGAAUGACACUGCUGGACCUCUCCGCCCCCUUCCUUUUCCAAGGCCCAAAGCGAAACUAUGGCUGCAGGCGGUGCUCCCAGCUGAAGCACGUGGAGCUGAACCCGCAAGAAAAGACGGAGGAGAUCGAGGGAAUCGCGGAGGUGCUGGGUGUGCAGCCCUUGCAGUACGUGUUCCUGUUGAAGCUGGCUCUGGAGGAUGACAGCGGCCGCCUGGACGCUCUGCUCUGGAAUGGCUCUGUGAGGACAGAGGAGAGCUUCUUCUGCGUUCCUGCCAGCGACGCUGAAGCCAGCCAGGAGCUCCAGGACUGGAUACGGAAGACGCUGGACAAAUUGUGCCCACCAGGGGGCCGUCUGGAAGAGCACCCUUGGCUGGACCUGUGCCUGAGGUCGUACACCGUGGAGGAGGACGGUCAUCACACGGUCUGUUACCAGAUAUGCGACACGGUGGUCAAGAGGGCUGACGUCUGACCGCGGUCACCGGUCAUAAAUCUCCCGCUGUUGCCUGUCAGGUAUUUACCUGACCCCUACUCUCCCUUCUGUGGGAGAAUUCGGGACGGCGUGUGAAUGUGAAGUGGAGAGGACUUGUUAGACCGACAGUGCGUCUUAAUGCUUUCUGUACCAGGCCAGCUAUACAAACAGACAUGUCGAUUCAUCACGACUGUGUGUGCAUGUGGAGGUGUAAUGGAUAGAACUGACAAUAAAAUAUUAUUUUUUCGUAUCAACUUUA
Anguilla rostrata (American eel) is the source of this 2768-nucleotide messenger RNA. It is a transcript of the gene pot1, whose product is annotated as protection of telomeres 1 homolog. Gene Ontology annotation, molecular function: telomerase inhibitor activity; G-rich strand telomeric DNA binding. Lineage: Eukaryota; Metazoa; Chordata; Actinopteri; Anguilliformes; Anguillidae. The coding region runs from base 140 to 2509 and encodes 789 amino acids. Gene Ontology annotation, biological process: regulation of telomere maintenance via telomerase; telomere capping. The transcript is spliced from 20 exons. Gene Ontology annotation, cellular component: chromosome, telomeric region; nuclear telomere cap complex. The record is from RefSeq and is a predicted model, not a curated record.